This is a messenger RNA of Lactuca sativa (garden lettuce), 871 nucleotides long. Lineage: Eukaryota; Viridiplantae; Streptophyta; Magnoliopsida; Asterales; Asteraceae. The record is from RefSeq and is a predicted model, not a curated record.
UCUAUCCCCAUAAAAGGUCCCCCUUCGUCUUUGCACGGCUACAAAAGCUAUCAACCCCCUUUUAACACCACCUAAAAUCUCAAUCCACAUUCCCCCUCCCCCCUAGAUUCAAUCAGAGAUCCCCAUUUCAAGCUUAUUCCCACCAUGGAUUACGAGUACAAGAGAAACCACGUUCCCGCGUUUGGAAGCUGGGAUUGCGAUAACGAUCUCCCGUUCACUCAGUGUUUUGAGUCGGCGAGGCAAGCUGGACUGCUUCGAUACAGCUAUUCGGAAGAUCGUGAUCUGUACGUCACCGGCGAUUUGUAUGACAACAAUGUUGUCACUCCGGCUAUGAUUGUCGUUCCUCGUCGCACUGGGAAAGCGGGAUACCCGCAUGUGAAAGAAGGGAAAAAAGACUCAUGGGUCGUCUGUGACUACGAAUACGACUACACUUACGACUGUGACGUAAAGGAGCCUCCUAGCCCCGUCAGCGUAGCAACACCACCACCACCAUCACCACCGUCACGACGGCGACAACAACCAAAGAGGCACGUUAAACCCAAAGCCGUAGACGAAGAUCUGUACAGAAUCUCGCCGGAGCUCCUCCGUGCCAAGCCCAGAAAGAAAAAAUGGGGAUUGUUUUCAAGCUGCAUGCAACCAACUUGUGGUAUAUGAAGACAAAUUAAAGCUUUCAAGGUACAUAGAUGUAUUCAAGACAAUGGAAGCGUAAUAUUAUAGGGUGGUAGGGUAGAGAUUUAGUGUAAAUUGGGCUUAAUAGUAUAGGCCCAAAAGAGCCAUCACAUCUCUAUUAACUCAUUAUUAUUGUGGCAAGAGAGUAAUGAUUAAUGGGAGGAUGAUGAUGAUAUUAAAGUUGCCUUGUUGGUUUUGUUAA